Molecule: messenger RNA, 4837 nt
Organism: Drosophila pseudoobscura
Lineage: Eukaryota; Metazoa; Arthropoda; Insecta; Diptera; Drosophilidae
Product: speract receptor
Exons: 16
Coding region: 702-4454 (1250 amino acids)
Biological process (GO): receptor guanylyl cyclase signaling pathway; protein phosphorylation; intracellular signal transduction
Cellular component (GO): plasma membrane
Molecular function (GO): guanylate cyclase activity; adenylate cyclase activity; peptide receptor activity
Source: RefSeq, a predicted model, not a curated record
UUUUGUCGAAAUUUGAAUUUCCGCUCUUCUGACCAACUCAAAAAGGCGCCCAAAAAUGAGUAACGCAGCGCACAACGGUUUUCGGAAUUUACGUCUUUGAGAGAUACGGUCCCUUUGCGAAGCACUUUUCAAAAACGGUUGACGACAAGCGGACGCGAGUUCAAAAGCGCGGGAGUUUCAACGCGCGAAAAGUUUUUGGAUCCGGCCAGUAGAGCGAGCGCACAAUGAAAAGCAAAUAAGGCGGCGCGUGUCGAGUGUUUAUAAUACAAUUGAUUGCAUCAAACCCAGUCGCCAGAGCAGCAUUUAAAAAACUCUUUUGCAUGCCCCACAUCUGCUGCCUCCGGAUGCCGCGGCGCCUGCAAAUUGUGCCGCGAUUUUAGCAACAACAGGUGUCAGACGAUGGAAAAUCUGCCAGCGAUUCGAAAACAGGAAACGGGCAACGAAGGACACAGAGGACGCAGGGGACGCAGAGGACACAGAGGGGACUGAAGAGAGCUGGCCAAGUCGAGAACGUAAUUAACAAGGAGUAGAGUCGUGUCUAAACGAAACAGCGGAGGGGGCCAGGACAUACAAAAUGAACGAAAAUGUUGCAUCUUCAUAAAGAAAAAGUUGCUGCCAAGGACCCUGAACCCUCAUCAGCGAAGCGAACCGAUUCCAUUUGAAUUAAGCGUCACCCAGAGAGGAGCAGUUCCCCCCGCGUAAUGUACACGCCCCCCGGCCCCGCUCCACACGGUAACCACCACUCAAGACAGCUGCCACUGCCACUGCCACUGCCACUGCUCCUGAUCCUGCUCUGUCUCCUGCCGGCCAAUGGGGAAGUGUUCACGCUGGGCUACCUCACGGGAUCGCAACGGCGGCCGGGCAACCUGGACUACCAUCGACCCGGUCUGACCAUCUCGGGCGCCAUCUCGCUGGCCGUGGAGCAGGUGAACGCGGGCCGGCUGGGCGCCCUGGGCCACUCGCUGGAGUUUGUCGUGGCCGAGACCUUCGGCGAUGAGGUGGCCAGCAUCCGGCAGACGGCGGCGCUGUGGACGCAGCAGGUGGCCGCCUACAUUGGGCCGCAGGAGACGUGCGUGCACGAGGGGCGCAUGGCGGCGGCCUUCAACCUGCCGAUGAUAUCCUACUACUGCACCCAUCGCGAUCCCUCGAACAAGGGGGACUUUCCGACGUUCGCUAGGACCCGGCCGCCGGACACGCAGAUCUCCAAGUCGGUGGUGGCCCUGCUGCUGGCCUUCAACUGGACGCAGGUGAGCUUCCUCUACCUGGACGAUGCCAGCGGCCAGUACCAGCCCGUGGCGGAGACCAUCUUGAGCACGCUGAGUGCGGCCGGCGUCAGCAUUCGGGACGUCCGCACCUGGAACACCAUAUACCAUCACGGGUUCAUGGCCAAUCCCUUUGAGGCGCUCGUGGAGCAGACCCAUGUCAACACGCGCAUCUACCUCAUUUUGGGGCACUACUACGAGCACGUCGGCCUAAUGGUCUCGCUCCAGAGGAGGGGACUGCUCUCCGCAGGCGAUUACUUCGUGGUGGGCAUCGACAUCGAGCAGUACGAGCCGGCCAAGCCCGAGAAGUAUCUGCGCGGCCUGCUGCUGGAGGAGGUGGAGCCGCUGGCCGUGCAGGCCUUCCAGUCCUAUCUGGGCAUCGUGCCCACAGCGCCCGUCUCCUUCGCCACGUUCGCCCAAGAGGUCAACAAAUACAUGGAGCGACCGCCAUUCAAUUUCCCCAAUCCGCUGGGUCUUUUCGGAGGCACUAAGCAGAUAAGCGCCGAGGCGGCCUAUCUCUAUGAUGCCGUGCAUCUGUACGCCAAGGCUCUGCUGGAAGUGCUGGAGUCGGGCGGCCGGCCCAAGAACGGCAGCGCCAUUGUGUCGGCCAUCAAGGGUUCGCGCUAUCGCAGCGCCAUGGGCUACCACGUCUACAUCGACGAGAACGGGGACGCGGCCGGCAACUACACAGUAUUAGCCAGGGGAACGGCGAGGAACGGCCGCAACCAGACGGUGCUCGGACUCCGGCCCGUGGGCACCUUCGGUCACAGGAACAGCAGCCUCAGCAGCAUCAGCGAGGCGCUGCCCCAGCAGGAUCUCAAUCUGUUCAGCCCCAUCGACUGGGUGGGCGGUGCGCGUCCGGCAGCUGCUCCACGCUGCGGCUUUGGCGGCGAGAAGUGUGUCAAUUACACGGGCGAAAUCUCUGCGGCCAUUGCUGGGGGAGCGCUGCUGCUGCUGGGCGUGGUCUCGCUGGUCCUGUACCGGAACUGGCGCUACGAGCAGGAGCUGGACAGCCUGCUCUGGAAGAUAGACUUUCGCGAGGUGCAGAUGCACGAGAACGAGAGGGAGCAGCAGAGCCAGAAGCAGACACGCCUUUUGCUAAAUCACUUGCCGCGUCGUCUUCCUCCGCAGUCAACCCAUCCGCUGAUACGCACCAGCCAGGUCAGCCUCAGCUCCAAUCCGGAUGCCGACUUCCGCUACACGACCAUUUUCACGCCCAUCGGCCUCUACAAGGGCCAGCUGUACGCCAUCAAGAAAGUGCGCAAGAAGAGCGUCGACAUCACCCGCGAAAUGAAGAAAGAACUGAAACUGCUGCGCGACGCCCGCCACGACAAUAUCUGCGCCUUCAUCGGCGCCUGCACGGAUCCGCCCAACAUCUGCAUCAUCAGCGAGUACUGCACCCGCGGCAGCCUUAAGGACAUUCUGGAGAACGAAGACGUCAAGCUGGACAACAUGUUCAUUGCCUCCAUGGUGGCGGACAUUAUUCGCGGCGUCAUCUAUUUGCACGAGUCGCCCAUACGCUUCCAUGGAGCGCUGUGCACUUCCAACUGCCUGGUAGACUCGCGAUGGGUGGUCAAGCUAACCGACUUCGGGCUGUUUGCCUUCAAGCAGGGCAUCGAGGACAGUUCCAUGGAUGUGCAGCACAUGUCGGCCAAGUGUCUGAAGCUGCUCUACCGCGCCCCGGAACUCCUCAGGCUGGGGCCUUCGUCACUGGUCAUGGGCACCCAGCGCGGAGAUUCCUAUUCCUUUGGCAUUCUGCUCUACGAGAUGCAUGUGCGGCGUGGACCUUUCGGGGAGACUGGCCUGACGGCCAUGCAAUGCCUGCAGAAGGUGCUCCAGCCGCAGGAUCAGCUGAAUCCCUACAGACCCUCCCUGCAGCCCCUGGAGACGGCGUUCGACUGCGUCAGCGAGUGCCUGCGGGAGUGCUGGUCGGAGAGGGCCGAGGAUAGGCCGGAUUUCAAGACAAUCCGUGCCAAGCUUCGGCCCCUGCGCAAGGGGAUGCGGCCGAACAUCUUCGACAACAUGAUGGCCAUGAUGGAGAAGUACGCCAACAACCUGGAGGCCCUCGUGGACGAUCGCACGGACCAGCUGCAGGAGGAGAAAAAGAAGACUGACGCAUUGCUGCACGAGAUGCUCCCGCGCUGCGUGGCCGACCAGCUGAAGAAGGGCCACAAGGUGGACCCCGAGCACUACGAGCAGGUCAGCAUCUACUUUAGCGAUAUUGUCGGCUUCACGGCCAUGUCUGCCGAGUGCACGCCCCUGCAGGUGGUGGACUUUCUGAACGAUCUCUACACCUGCUUCGACUCGAUCAUCGGCCACUACGAUGUCUACAAGGUGGAGACCAUAGGCGAUGCAUACAUGGUGGUGUCCGGCCUCCCACUCCGCAACGGGGAUCUGCACGCGGCCGAGAUAGCCACCAUGUCGCUGCACUUGUUGAGUGCUGUUUCCGAGUUCAAGAUCCGGCAUCGGCCCACCAAUCGUCUGCUGUUGCGUAUCGGCAUCCACUCGGGGCCUGUGUGUGCCGGCGUCGUGGGCCUGAAGAUGCCGCGAUACUGCCUCUUUGGCGACACCGUCAACACCGCCUCGCGCAUGGAGUCCAGCGGCGUGCCCCUGAAGAUCCACUGCAGCGGGCAGUGUCGACAGCUACUCGAUCGCCUGGGUGGCUAUCACUUCCAGGAGCGUGGUAUGAUCUCGAUGAAGGGCAAGGGCGAGCAGCGCACGUACUGGCUGCUGGGGGAGGACGAGGAGGCGCGUACUCGCCGCACCUACGAACGAUCCCAGCGAAGGGGCUCGCGAGCCCUCAACAAGUUCAUUCAGGGCACCAUCAAGCAGGCCCAGGACCAGGCCAACGAGUACGGCAUACGGUCCUCGCUGAAGCAGAAGAACCUGCCACGAAACUCGCUCACCCGAUCCUCCAGCCUGGAGUCGCCCAAGAAGCUGCGGUUCGCUGCGGGCAGUCUCCUCGAACAUCAUCGCUAUCACAGUGACGAGGCCCUGCUCGAGGUGGAUUCCUACACGGGGCUGCGCCGCUCCUCGGGGGGAUCCACACACUCCCGCUACGAGGAGACGACGCUGUCGCUGACCUUGUCCUGCCAGAGCAUCGAGGUGGUGAGCGUCCAGCAGAAUCAGCGGCGUCCCUCCUCAUAUCCGACUGCCAACACUCCGCUGCUCCUGAACCAUGUGGAGGUGUGAGCAGGCGAACAGGAGGCCGUCUAGUACUUAUAGUAUAACCCAACUACAGGGAUCUUAGUGGAAUUUGUGUUCAGUAUGUUUAGCCAAGUAUUUUGAUCGCUUUUAGUGUUGUUAGGACCAGGCACAGACCCAGCACAUCGCAUCCCAUCGAAUUCCCGUUGGCAUGUUCCGCUGGGUCUGUGCCGCGUCAAGUAUGUAAUUGUGGUAUCUGUAGCAUCAGCAUAUUGUGAGAGUGAUUAUAAAUCUAGUCGUUGUCUAAACAAAUCCAAUCGCUAACCUUACCUAAACCGAAUAGUCAAUAACCUAAUGGAAUUUUUUUGUAGUUAUUUAUUUGGUUAACUUAAUGGAUGAAUAAACUGGAGAAAGUACUCGUAAAGCUGUAA